AUGUCUUCAACCAUCACUACUACAACGACUUCGCUGUCUGUUCUUGCCGACUAUGAAGUCCACCACAGCGGCGAGGAGAAUGUCCCCGCGAGGAUUCCCUCUCAGCCUCAAGCGGAUCAACCCGCCUGGCCGACUCACCACCGCCGUAUGCCGGCUUAUCGACCAGCGAAUCGAGAACUGGAUUUGACGCAGCGGCCGGCAGGGAAUGGACAUCCGGCGGAGUUUGCUUUUAUUCAAAUCAUGUUGCAUGGUGUGUGGCUCAACGCAUCCGUUUCCAGACUAUGGAGAUUUACCGGGGGAAGGAUCAACGAUAAGAUAUUCCAUUAUCAGGUCGGUGGGGAGUGGUGA
Molecule: messenger RNA, 348 nt
Organism: Penicillium atrosanguineum
Lineage: Eukaryota; Fungi; Ascomycota; Eurotiomycetes; Eurotiales; Aspergillaceae
Exons: 2
Coding region: 1-348 (115 amino acids)
Source: RefSeq, a predicted model, not a curated record